AUGGUUGGCAGAUUUGGAGCUUCUUCGACGACGACGAGAGCGCCUCGAGGAGGUCAAUCUGCGUGGAUUGGAAUGUAUGGAGAUGCGCUCUUGAUCUUCUCGCAUGGUCGUAAAGGGAACGCUACCAUUGAUGAAGGAAGGAUCGGAAGUGAAGGAGCAGACAGCCGCAUGGGGAAACAGAACAUAACAAGGUUGAAAGUGGCCGAGGUUCUUGACUGGACAGAUAGUAGUUCAACUGCAUGCCCCAUUAGGGAGUUUGUCGCAGUCACUUUUGCGGUAGGUGAAUAUCUGAAUCAUAGUAAGAGACAUCGUAGUAAGAAUGUUGAUGAAGACGCUGCAGACAUCGUAGAAAACUGUCGCUAA
Marasmius oreades (fairy-ring Marasmius) is the source of this 363-nucleotide messenger RNA. RefSeq lists its product as uncharacterized. The transcript has a single exon. NCBI's taxonomy places the organism in Eukaryota, Fungi, Basidiomycota, Agaricomycetes, Agaricales, Marasmiaceae. The record is from RefSeq and is a predicted model, not a curated record. Bases 1 to 363 code for a protein of 120 amino acids.